GAAGGACUCCUUGUUCUUCUCCACACCUUGUCUAACGGUGCUUCGCUAGCAGCGCAGUACAACACAUACCAUUCUCAGAGAGGGAUAUGAGAACUAUACCAGCCAUGCGCGACCCCCGCUGCUUCCCUCCUUUGCUAAUCUCACUCUUCAGAGCUUCAGCCCGCAGAGCCACGUAUCCCAUUUCGGAGGCUCCCGUCGUGCAGAGUCUCCAAAGGUCUCUAUUUGAACGACUUUAAUCCGCUGUUCAGGCACGACAAUGGCCGACUCCGACCCUUGGGUAGUGCAAGAGAAUGCUACUAUCGCAUUCUCAUUACUUGGGUUCGUUCUGGCCAACGUCCCCCUGUAUUGGCACCUACGUGCAUGGAACAUGGGAUCCGUACAAUACAUCUUCUGGGUCGGCAGCCAAUGUCUCCUCCAAUUCAUCAACAACAUCGUCUGGAAAGACAACGCCAUAAACUGGGCGCCAGUAUGGUGCGACAUCACGACGAGAUGGGCGCUGGCGUCCAGCAUUGCUAUCUGCUCUUCAGCCCUGGUGAUCAUGCGCCGUCUGUACCACAUCGCGAACAUCACUACGAUCCACCUCACGCGCGAAGACAAGCGUCGCAUGAUCAUUGAAGACACACUGAUCGGCUCCGGUUUCCCUAUCCUCCAGGUUCUGCUCUACUGGUUCAUGCAGGGACACCGGUUCGAUAUCUACGAGGGCAUCGGAUGCUGGCCAGCUAUUCCGAACACCAUCCUUUCGUGGUUCAUCUAUGAUCUGUGGCCCGUCUUUUUCGGCACGAUGACCGCUUUCUAUUGUACACUGACGAUCAGAGCGUUCCUCAAGCGGCGCAAACAGCUCGCCCAAAUCAUGGCAACGAACAGCGACCUCAACUUCAGCCGGUACCUCCGCCUCAUGGGGCUUGCCGCGGUCAACAUGAUCUUCACGCUCCCGCUCGGCAUCUACACGAUGAUCGUGAACGCAUCGUCGCCGAUCUAUGUGUGGCGAGGGCUGGCGGACCUGCACUACGACUUCUCCGCCGUCAACCAGUACCCUGCCAUCCUGUGGCGCUCCAGCCUGCUGGCAGCCCGCUCGUUGGAGUUCAGCGAGUGGUCUUUUAUCGGCUGCGCUCUCCUGUUCUUCGCGUUCUUCGGCUUUGGUGAUGAGGCGCGCAGGCACUACCGGAAGGCCUAUGAAGUCAUGGUGAAGCGCCUCGGUCUACGACCUGAUCUGUGGCAACGCCUCCCCGAGGGAUGGCGUCUGGGGUCCAAACCGGCUGGCCCGCAACCCAUCAACAUUGUCCUUCCGACCAUCGCCCCUCCCUCCAAACGUGACACCGUCUACACCACGUCUGGCAAACUAUCCAUCUCGAUCUCCCUCACAGACGUCGGACCGGACGGGAACGUCGUUGACAACCUCAAGCCCCCGUGCCUAGCUUCUACGCGCUCCUCGAGUUCCCACUACUCAAUCGAUUCCGAAUCUGACACUUAUGUCUCCUCGGACAAGGACGAGAAGAAGGACGAACGAGAGUCACCUCUACCUCCCCUCCCGCUUGAGGACCCCGACUUUGUCCUCGACAUCCGGCGGAUGACGGUUCCCCGCCCAGCGCCGGACGUCCCCAUGUCCGUGCGCCACUCGAUGGACAUCGUCUGACCACCUUCCACACUCCCUAUACGAUUUAUCUUACAUCGCCGUUCUGUUCCGUUCGCUUCGUCUUCAAUGUGGGCUGGGUACAAUGCAGUAAGCUUGGCCCAGCGACUGUACUAAUCAUCGACCUCCUGUAUCGCUAGACACGAGCUACCAGUCCUUGCCACUCCUUCGAACACUGUCAAAUAGAGUGCCUCGUCGUUCCUUGUUUGAUCGACUCGACUGUAUCAUAGCAGGCUCCCGUCAUCCAAUGCUUGGACGAGGUUCAAGCUCCCGGUUGCCUGAUUCUUAGCUCGAACAAGAUUGCAGUUCGG
Molecule: messenger RNA, 1941 nt
Organism: Rhodofomes roseus
Lineage: Eukaryota; Fungi; Basidiomycota; Agaricomycetes; Polyporales; Fomitopsidaceae
Product: putative fungal pheromone GPCR, STE3-type
Exons: 6
Coding region: 257-1633 (458 amino acids)
Biological process (GO): G protein-coupled receptor signaling pathway
Cellular component (GO): membrane
Molecular function (GO): mating-type alpha-factor pheromone receptor activity
Source: RefSeq, a predicted model, not a curated record